Messenger RNA from Spodoptera exigua (beet armyworm), 1044 nucleotides. NCBI's taxonomy places the organism in Eukaryota, Metazoa, Arthropoda, Insecta, Lepidoptera, Noctuidae. The record is from the annotation of a GenBank genome assembly.
AUGAAACGAAAGUUUCGCGCCAAAUGUCGUUUCCGAGCUGUAGCUCGUAUGGUGAUGGCUAAUUACUAUUGGAUGAUAGAAGCUGCUGAGCAGUACGAAGGAGUUGAAGAUGUAAAGAGGCGAGUUGCGCAAGCUGUGCGCGGAAAGGCCAAGAAAAAACGACUGUUGGCUAUCACUGAUAAAGCGCUUCUGAAUAAGCCUAACAGUGAAAGAACUGAUGAAGAGAAGAAAUAUAUUUAUCGCAUCAUUGGAGGACUCAAAUGUUUCAAAAAAUAUCCAAACCAUGUAAAAAAGAAGUUGGCGGCGGUUACCUACUUUAAGUACUAUAGCCCCAAUCGAGUGAUAGUUCGUCAACACCACGAAGCGCAUGCGCUGUAUUUCAUAGUCACUGGUGACGUCAUCGUUAGCCAGUCUGUAUUUGAUGAGCUGCUGCAGCAAUAUGUUCAAGUGGAUAUUGAUGUUAAACAUCACUCAAGUUCAACUAAAAAAGACAGUUUGACUACGUCAGAUACGACAGCGCCGUCUGGAACUGCGGAUACAUCGUCAGCAAUGCGGUCUUCAAUGGAAGCUGAUUUAUCGUCACCUGGUGAACAACGAUCCCCUAGCAGAUCUGUUCUUCUAUUGGCACCUUCUGAACACCGAGAAUCAGUGAGGUUUAGCGUGCAACAUCAAUUGAGACCAAAAAACCUUCGGACUUACUUCAUGCAGGUGUGCCGAUUUUAUCCUGGAUCAACAUUCGGGUUUGGUGAGAACAUGCGGGACCGUCGGAUUAUUGCGUUGACCCCCGUCGACUGUAUGCUAUUGCCAAAAAUGUGGCUUCUACAACGAAACACCGCUAAUAUCUGGUCACGUAUCCAACACUUUUUGGAGAAAAAGAUACCAACAAAGCGUCAGCUGUUCCGUGAAUUUGUCUCUGCACGUCGCUGGCAGGAGUUUCGUGAUCAGCUCGUGGGUGAUAUUGUAGCGCGCUCUAAAACCGUCAAUUUGACAUCCGUUCAUGAUGUGCCCUACUCUAUUCGCAUGGAAGAGAUGCUUGAUAUUUGA